Molecule: messenger RNA, 3431 nt
Organism: Gymnodraco acuticeps
Lineage: Eukaryota; Metazoa; Chordata; Actinopteri; Perciformes; Bathydraconidae
Cellular component (GO): membrane
Source: RefSeq, a predicted model, not a curated record
CUGAUGGGCCUCUGUGUUCUCUGUGUGGGGGUUUACGCUGAAGUGGAGCGGCAGAAGAACCGGACCCUGGAGGGCCUGUUUCUGGCCCCCGCCGUGGUGCUCAUCCUGCUGGGCCUGGUGAUGUUCACUGUGUCCGUGGUGGGCAUGGUGGGCUCCCUGAGGGACAACAAGACCCUGCUGCACAUGUUUCUCUGUGUCCUCUGUGUGUUGCUGCUCCUCCAGGCCAUCGGGCUCACCCUGGCUCUCAUCUUUGAAAACAAGACGUCGGCCCUGUUUCAGAGCAGUAUACGAGAAGGAAUCAAACACUACUACGAUGAUCUGGACUUCAAGAACAUCCUGGACUACAUGCAGGAAAAGUUCUCCUGCUGUGGGGGGGACGAGUAUAAGGACUGGGGGGUGAACCAGUACCAUUUCUGUAAUGGCACUGGUCCUCUGGCCUGUGGGGUCCCUUAUACCUGCUGUGUCCGCAAAAAGGUCGGAGAGGUCAUCAACACUCUGUGUGGCUACAAGACUCUGGAUCAACAGCAUCAGCGUGAAACCCUUCACGAGUUGAUCCACGUGCGCGGCUGCAUCCACGCAGUCAACCUGUGGAUGAGCGACAACGUGGGAAUAACGACGGCUCUCUCCUGUGCCAUCGGCCUGCCGCAGCUGCUUGGCAUCAUCCUGAGCUGCGUCUUCUGGAACCUGCUGGUGGACAUGAGCGAGUCUACGGACAUGGUGGACUUCAAGCUGAAGAAGAAGGAGGUGGAGUACACCGAGCUGGAUCUGGCGGGCGCCGGGUGGUGCAUGUGUCUGCCGAGGGACGGAGGAUACCUGCCCGUCCCCGUCGUCGAACCCGACCUCGACCCCAUCGACGUUCACCUGCAGAAGCUGAAGAAGCAGCCGCCGCGCACCCACUCUCAGCUCCAGAUGAUGCGCUCCGCCUCGGGUUUGGACGAGCUGGACGGCGGGCGGAAGCAGAAACGGGAACACUGAACGCAAUUUUCUGGGUUUUUCACCUUUUUUCGUGGUUGUAAUCAUUGUUGGAGUUGUGUGGCACUAACUUAUCGGUUUCCGUCAUUGGAUCAGGCUUAAAGGGAUCAAAAGUACUCAUUGGCUUUUAAAAAAAAAAAAGUUUUAAUUCUUCUUGUUUGUAGCGGUUGAUGUUUAAAGUUUUAUGGCAUUAUAUCACUUUUCAUUUAUUUCCUUUAUGGUGCGUUCACAGCGGAUGAAAGGCGAUUUUUUUGCGUGGCACAAUUCUGAUUUGGAGUUGUGUUGCACUAACUUAUCAGUUUCCGUCAUUGAAUCAAGCUUAAAAGGGAUCAAAGGUACUCUGAAUAUGUUUUCAAGAAAAAAAAAGAAUCAAGAAGCAACAUGCAACAUUGGCUUUUAAAAAAAAAUGUUUAGAUUUUUCUCGUUUGUAGCUGUUGAUAUUUGAAGUUUAUGGCAUUAUAUCACUUUCAAUUUAUUUUCUUUAUGGUGCGUUCACACCGGAUGCAAGGCGGAUUUUUUGCGUGGCACGAUUACAUAUAAAUUCAAUGCAAAGACACAAAUGUGACAAAGUCGCUGCUUUAUUUCAAGUCACACGUUAUUUUCAUUUUGGAAAGAGAUGCUACAAUGCUAGCUUAGCUUAGCCCUGAACCAUCCCAUAUCCAUUCAGAGCAUUUAAAAAACAUGUUUAGCUCUCUUGCAAACAGAACAGAUUACUGUUCAAUUACUUUUCACAGUAAUCGUAAUUUUGCUAUUUCGUCUUCCCAAUUAAUCAGUUUUUUGCAAUGAAAUCACUGCAAAACAUCUUUAAUAUUCGGCUCAUACCAUUGUAGUAAAUAAGAUUGAUUCUGCCACUUAUGACUUGCUAGAGAAAAUGAAUACGUUUCUGUGUCAUUAAAAUAACGGUCGCUAGCAAGUGAUUCCAAAAUACAUGCUAGCCGCUGUUAGCAUGCUAACAUGAUCACAAUGACGGAGAUUAUGUUCUUAGCUUAGCGUGUUAGCAUGCUAUAAACGGCUAUAUGAAAUACUACAGAAAUAAAUACUAAAAUAUUUUUGGGAUAUAGAGAGAGAUAAUGCUGGUCCAGCUUUGAACCUUAACGGUUAUUAACACCUGUCAUGAAUCUGCAAAAGGAAAAAUAAGAAGAGAACACUUAAAACCAGGAAUGAGUCAGCAUUUUUGCAAUUCAUCUAAAGGUCAAUGUUUUUUUGGAUGCGUUAUUGCUUACACGUAUAAAAUAAAGUUGGUGGUUAACACAAGCUGAAGAGAUUUAAAGUAAAGACUCCACUUGGACAUUUUGAAGCCUUUAAAUGUCUUUAUAAAAAGGGUUUAAAUGAGACUACAAGACGUCAUCACGCUGAACAUUAGCCACUGUUAGCUUAGCGUGAUGACAGUAAGUAAUGUGACCGUGCUGUAGUUCCUUUAUAGCCCAACAUUAGCCGACGUUAGCUUAGCAUGUGACAGUGCUGUAGUUCCUUUAUAGCCCAACAUUAGCCGCCGUUAGCUUAGCAUGUGACAGUGCUAUAGUUCCUUUAUAGCCGUAUAAAGUUAACUUUUUCUGGCGAUUCAAUUUACAUUUGCAGGUUAGUAGCUUUUGAUGAUUUUAUUGCUUUGAAAUCACGGCAAAAUCUGUUAAAAUAUGGUUUAUACCAAAGAAGAAAACAAAGAUUUGGGUACAGGUCAGUGAAAUGUGUAUAGAUAUGUGUUCCUUCAGAUGAACACACAGUCAAAAGGUCAUUUGGUUUCUUUCCAUAUCUGGGACAUCCACAACAUUCGGCCAUGGAAGAUGAAAAAUGGCUGGUUUCUAAAUGGAAGUAAGCCCCGCCUCCUCUCUGACUCGUGAAGUUUAACGCAAUCAAUUUAUUUUAAGAAACACUAGCUUAGCGUCCGCUGUGAACGCACCAUUAGCCUUUGAAAUUGAGCGAUGUCUCACGUGCUAAAGCUUACCUCAGGCUGUUUUGUCAUCAGCCCAGAAGUCCGAGGACAGUACUAUUUGGUGUGUAAAUUAAUGGUAGCUUGAAAAUAUGUUCUUCAGUGUCGGAGAAAUAGGAAUAGCCAAGUAUGUCUUGCGUGUAGCGUCUGUGACGGAUGUAUACAGUUUGUGUAUUAUUUAUUUUAAUUUAUUUCUCAUUUGAUUGUGUGCAAUCAGUGUACAUUGUAAGACUGGUAGUUGUGAAAUAACAUGGGAUGCAUGUUUUGUACUGUAUAUAAAGUAAGCUAAUAAAAAAAAAAGAACAAAAAAACUCAUGUAAAACUCUCAUCAGGGGGGCUUCAGUCUAUUCCAUUUUUAAACUGAACUUUUUAUUCUAUCUUUUAAUGGGAUUACCCAGACUACAGAUCCAGUGGAAAGUCUCUCAAUGACGGUUUUUUGUACCUGAGUUAUGCACUGUUUUGAGCUUCCCCCUAGCUCUUGCCUUGUAUCAGCACUACUGUUCUUGUCAAUAAAGCUGAAUUUGUCUACUGA